AUGCCGUCCUUCCAGGCGGCCAAGGAUGCCGGGGGCAUCAGCCGGCUGGCGGUGGCGGAAGAGGAAGAGGCUGGUCAGCAUCGCGAUGGGGAGGAGGCGGAGCUGGAGUUGGGGCUGAGCCUGGGAGGGAAGAUCGCUACCAGUGGGAGAACCCUGAGGAGCGGCGGCGCAAGGUUGCCGUGGGGCGAUUGUUGUAGGAUACUCACCGCUGAGGAUUUUCCUCCCAUUUUGGCCUCCCAAGGUUCGCCGAUUUCAUCUUCGUCGUCGACCGCCUCCUCGUCUCCAUCGGUGGGCAGAGGCCAUCGCGGAGGCUGUUCUGGAGCGGCGGGGAACAAGAGAACUGCAGAUUCCGUGGCUCCCAAUGUCGGAUCUCAGAGGCCGAGGUAUGCCCCCUUCUCUCUCCCUUUUUCUUUGGUGAAUAUAAAACUGCUUAAAUCUUGAUGUGUGUGUGUGUGGCACACGACUUGAAAUUAUUUCUUAAUUCUUUUUAUGCCGUCUUGAUCUUGGAAUUAAUUUUGCUUUCAUCUGUUUUCUGGCGAUAUCUCCUUACGGUGUUUCUCGCUGGGAUUUCAUCCUUUUCUUGCGCCGAUCUGAAGUUUCACUUCUCUGAUUCAUGUUGAUGUGAAUACCUUUUGAAUUUCUACCAUCUCUGUUCAUUGAUUCUAUCCCGAUCGGAUGAUUCUUCUUUCGAUUUUACGUUUCCCUGAUUCACUCUCGAAAUGUUAUGUAGCGGCCAAGUGGUGGGGUGGCCGCCAGUCAGGACGUAUCGGAUGAACAGCGUGAUCAACCACUCCAAGGACAGCUCCGAAGGAAACAACAACGAGAAAGACUGCAGCAAUGGCGCUAGCCGCUGCAAGAUCACUGGUCACGCGGUUAACAUCCCCCGCAGCGCCACCAAGGAGAUGGGUUCUCACCAACAGCAGGCGAAGAAGGGGCCAAUUGGGGGUUCUCUGUUCGUGAAGGUCAAUAUGGAUGGAAUGCCCAUCGGGAGGAAGGUGGACCUCAACUCUCACCACACAUAUGAAGCCCUUGCCAUGGCGCUGGAGGAGAUGUUUCAGAGCCGCAACUCUGUGGACAGAUCUAUCAGUUGGGGGGCAUCCUCUUCGACCUCUCUCAUCCCUGCUUUGUCCUCACGUCUUGAUUAACAUGUUUUCUGAUGUCAGGAACCUGGAAGAAGGCGAAUCUGCUGGACGGCUCCUCUGGUUUCAUCCUAACAUAUGAAGACAAGGAUGGGGACUGGAUGCUCGUCGGUGACGUUCCGUGGGGGUAUGGCUUUCCUUCCCUUCCACAUUGCUCCAUGUCCUUCUCUCUUUUCACUCUGAUUUUACAGAGGAAUUCCUGUGAACGCUUCACCGACAAGGUGAGUUCUUGACUUCACAAUCUGUUCAUAGGCUUGAUAUCUUGAAGGCUCAUGCUUGUCAUAACAUGGUCCAUGGAAUCUGCCCCUGUAACCAUGGUAGUGAGUGGGCGCAAGGUCAACGUGUUACUAAAGGCUGAUGGUUUUUUUUUCCACUUCAUCUUUGUCGAAUAAAUCUUCCUUCCUUCUGAUGGUUCCUGGGGCAGCCAUCUUCUGAUUUAAAAUCCGCCUUAGUUUAUCCUCAAUUUCUCCAGCCGGAUCAUCAGUACCUUGGUUCCUCAGCUGCAUCCUCGGGGAGAUGUUUUAUCUAUCUGGCUCUGCUCCAUCGUCUUGUUCUUGAAUGCUGUGAUCUUUAUCUCGCAGGAUGUUCUUGAGCACAGUGCAGCGACUCAGAAUCAUGAGAGUACCGGAUGUUCGUGGACUUGGUAACUACUGGAACUAG
Spirodela intermedia is the source of this 1799-nucleotide messenger RNA. Lineage: Eukaryota; Viridiplantae; Streptophyta; Magnoliopsida; Alismatales; Araceae. The record is from the annotation of a GenBank genome assembly.